This is a messenger RNA of Notothenia coriiceps (black rockcod), 992 nucleotides long. RefSeq names its product thiamine transporter 2-like. The transcript is spliced from 3 exons. Gene Ontology annotation, cellular component: plasma membrane. Gene Ontology annotation, molecular function: vitamin transmembrane transporter activity. NCBI's taxonomy places the organism in Eukaryota, Metazoa, Chordata, Actinopteri, Perciformes, Nototheniidae. The record is from RefSeq and is a predicted model, not a curated record. The annotation marks the transcript as partial. Gene Ontology annotation, biological process: transmembrane transport; vitamin transport.
AAAACCAGAUGGGUGUGUUUUGCAGGAGCAGCCACAGCGUACGGUAUCGGCUUCACGGAGGUGAGGUGGGAUCAGUGGGGGGAGCUGGCUCUCGGGGGUUUCUCUGGACUCGGAGCAGCAGCACUCUUCCUCAUGACCUUCAUCAGAAACAUCUGGGUCUGCUACGCCGGAUACAUUGUAUUCAAGUGCCUGUACAUGCUGCUGAUAACAAUAGCCAUGUACCAGAUUGCAGCCGACCUGACGAUGGAGAGGUAUGCUCUGGUGUUUGGAGCGAAUAACUUUGGAGCGUUGGCUCUGCAGACCAUCAUCACCUCUGUGGUGGUGGACAGCAGAGGGCUGGGCCUGGGCAUCAUUCCUCAGUUCACCAUAUACGCCAGCUACUUCUCACUCAUCGCUGUCCUUUUCUCACUUCGGGGACUGUUCACCAUUUGGAGAAGCGACAAAGAGCCCACUGCUGCCGUCAGAAAUGACCCUCCGGACUGUGACGAACACAAAUUCUGAAUACAUGGGUUUUGACUUUGCAGAGUUAAAAGCUUCAAAUUACUGACUGCAACACCAUGAAUAUAAAUCUUUUUUUUUAUAUAUCUAUAUACAAAACAAAUGUACACGAUUCUCCAUACAUCAAUAUAAAUGAAUGGUUUGGUCAUUUCUUCUUAUUUAAAAUUCAUUUUAAUAUAUAUAUAUAUACUGUAUAUAUUUACACAUUAACUUAAAAUUCUCUAAUACCCUAAUGCAAGUGGUUUUCAGCCCAGCAGCCAUUCUCGACAGUAUACCAGAAGCUUUGUGACCCUCUGUCAGCAGGAGGGGAAGAAGCAGAGAAAUGAGACCCCCGCCCGUCCCUGACGACGCAGAUGCUUCUUUAUCUCUCGCAAACAGAAUAGGUUUUUUUUUAAAUUAUUAUUAUGGGAUACUACGGUGGCCGACAGGUGCAAACGCGUUACACCGACCCAACACAUUUCCAUAUAGGGGAAGCAAGCUGCAGUUUCCAAAAA